AUGUUGUUCCGCGUGAUCAUCUCCCCACAGAACAUUCAAAAAGUUAUGCUUGAUCCUGUUCCAGAUUCUGUUGAUGGCCUCAAGCUUGAACUCAAAAGCAAGCUCCAGCUGAAAGAUUCUUUUGACCUUCAAUAUGAAGAUGAAGACUUCCAUGAUUUCUGUAACCUUACCUGCGUAGCUGAUCUGCCCAAAGACAAGGUGACACUGAAGGUCCUUUUCACCUUUCCAGAUACAUUGUCAGACUCCAGUUUAGACACUACAAUUUUAGGUGAAUCUUCAUCUCCAUCAACUUCUUCACCCAGCAUCCAUUCAGAGUUAUCUGCUGCCCGUUCGCAGCCAUGGCCAACCACCUUUCCCAUCCCUGUUUUUACUCAUGAUGUGGAGCUGAGGCUAAGACAAGGUAAUGAGGCAUUUCGAAAGGAUGGAACACUUCUGUCAAUUCCCAGAGACAUUAAGAUUGAAAUUCUUGAGAAACUCGCAGAAAAUAUAUACUCAUACAAAGCCUAUCCUGGGAAUGAAGAGAUUGAGAGUGUAGUGGCUGCCUUAAUUGAAAAACACCCAUGUCUCAAAGAGCCAAGCUCCACAUCUGGGUGGUAUGGGUGGAAAAUUAGUUUGAAGUUUAAAAUGGGCAACUACAGACAAAAGCUGAGAGAUGCUGGUUGUAAGGAACUGAAAGUGAAUUCUGAAAGGAGAGGUCUUGGGGAGACAAGAGGAAAGCGAAACAAAGUCAAGAAACCAAGACGCUGUGAAACUAAUUUUCUACCAGAUCUACCUCAGGGCAAAGACCGGGAAAGUCUAGAAAAGGAAAGAGAGCAAAUCGCUGUGGAGAUGAUGAAGAGGACUCCAGACAUUACAUUUGUUGAUGCUGCUAUGAGCAGCACGUAUUCUUUGAGAAGGCAAGAAGUCGUUGAUGAGGAGCCACCAGUGUCACAAAUGAAAAUCCGAUGGCCAGCAAUUUUCACUGAGAGACAGAUCAGCAAAGAAUUCACCAGGCUUGUGUCAAAGGAUCUGAGCAAGUCCUUUUUGGAAGGCCUAGAUGGUCAUCUAUCAAAGCUGAUACAGUUAUUCCGAUCAAAGCGUUAUGAGGACAUUCCAGAAAUGACUUCAAUACUGGAGAGCCUUGAUAAGAAUACAACAAACCAAAGAAUGAGGACUGCAGCAUUGCUUGGCCUGCCGUGGUAUAUGCGAGAGACUCCUUCUAAAUUCAUGAAGAUAUGUGAGCCCAGUGACCGUGAAGAGGAUGUGAUCAAGGGUGUGGUGAUCGGAAUCUUAGUGGUUGUGGAAAAUGUGAUUGAGCCUCUCCAAGAAUUCUACAAUGACGUUGCCCUGGUGAUUGAGGAAGAAGUGGUGAUGCGUCACCUGAGUGACAUACCUAAUGCUUUUCUGAACCUAAUGGGCCUGGUGUAUGCAUUAAACCUUGACUACCCAAAGGAAUUAAAAUUCACUUUUGAAGUGAUACAGCGCCUGUUCAUUGGAGUUGGAUCAGACUCAUGCACCGCAAGAGUUCACUCUUUGAAGAGCAAGUUGCUGAGAUAAGAAACUAUUUUCUCCUUCUUGCUACUAUUAGCACUUAAACUGUUACACUGUUUUAAAUAUUAAGAUCAUUGUUAUUUUAGAUUUCAUUGUUUUAAGUGUAACAUUGGUAUUCUUGAAUUGUUUUUCAAACAGACUGUUUCUUGUUACCUUGUCCUGCU
Messenger RNA from Carassius carassius (crucian carp), 1694 nucleotides. RefSeq names its product sterile alpha motif domain-containing protein 3-like. The coding region runs from base 1 to 1536 and encodes 511 amino acids. The transcript is spliced from 4 exons. NCBI's taxonomy places the organism in Eukaryota, Metazoa, Chordata, Actinopteri, Cypriniformes, Cyprinidae. The record is from RefSeq and is a predicted model, not a curated record.